Molecule: messenger RNA, 2688 nt
Organism: Carcharodon carcharias (great white shark)
Lineage: Eukaryota; Metazoa; Chordata; Chondrichthyes; Lamniformes; Lamnidae
Gene: gstz1
Product: glutathione S-transferase zeta 1
Exons: 9
Coding region: 1591-2229 (212 amino acids)
Biological process (GO): glutathione metabolic process; L-phenylalanine catabolic process
Cellular component (GO): mitochondrion; cytoplasm
Molecular function (GO): maleylacetoacetate isomerase activity; glutathione transferase activity
Source: RefSeq, a predicted model, not a curated record
GUUUUUAUUGCUGUUCGUGGGAUUUUGCUUUGCACAAAUUGCCACAUUUCCUACAGUACAACAAUGACUACACUUCAAAAGUACCUCGUUGGCUGUAAAGCACUUUGGGACAUCCCAUGUUCAUCCAUUCUGCCCACUCUUUUGGGAGGCUACUGUGAUCACCCAUGUGCUUUGGGAAGUAUUAUAUUCUUUUUGUACGAUGUCCCUUUACGACUAAAGUGGGCUGGGAGUAUUCUGAAAGAGGGUUAAUCGGUUUCCUGAUUAUGACAACAUUAGGUUUCAAUAAAUGCCCAUGUGACCUUGGAUUGCCAUAAGGAUGAACUGUAAAGCUAAGAAGCAAAGAGUGAAUAGAAAGCUAAUUGCAGUGGGAUUGAGACAGUCAGUGCUUUCUCUUUGGCAGUCCAAAACAUAGAGAAUUUGUGCAAAUAGGAAUUCUUCAGGUACUCUCCAAUGGAACAGUUUUAUGUUUGGCAGUCUUCAACCCUGGUGUCAAAGCAGUCUCUGACAAAAAUGCAGAGAGCAGGGCAAGGGAUUGUGGACUGGACAAGACCCACUGCUGAUGUGUCAGUGUUGCCAGAGCCCGCCAAACUGUUUAAAGAAUUCAGAAAAGGGAGUCUCUGGGAUUCUGUGCCAUCAGGAAAGUCAUGACCCAAAUGAGAGAGGGUUUGUAGACAUGCACCUUGUUGGUGGUAACUGUGUCCAAGGACUUCAGAUGGAAUACAGCUGCUGGUGAAUGUGACCUAAGGACUGAAUGAUUCGACGAGAAGUGACAGAUCCUACAAAGCAGUCGCAGAAUUGGAAAGACUGAGAGAUUAUACGUGGUUCCAUAUUUUUGCAAGAAUGCAAGUGUUUUUAACUACAUGAGUUGUAUCUUUGUUGUAUCAUCUAUUUAAAGUGAAAUUUACCUUUUUAUUCAAAACAUCCUUCACUUGUUAAUGUUUGGAUUAUGUUGAUUGUAGUUGGUUUGUUAUGGUAAAAGUUUUAAAAAGCGAAAUUUAUCCAGCAGUUUUCUUUCCUUUGGCAUCUGGGGGGUUCCUUUUUUUGAAAAAGUUGUUGGUCUCUAUGGGGAUUGUAACACUACAGUUAGCUUUAUUGCUCUGAAACAGCCAAGGUUCCUGCUGCUAAUUCCUGCUGCACAGGUAAGCUCUGUGGAAACGUUUGUGUAUACACAGAAGACAAGAACAAUAUUGAACUUCCUGUGAUUGAAUAUAUCACUGAUGAUCCCUGUCUUGGCACUCACAGUGGGGAUAGUUAGAUAGUUCUUUCAAAGACUCUGCACAAGUAUAAAAGGCCAAAUGACCACCUCCUGUGCUAUAUGCUAUAAAGUAUGUCCAAUUGAAUAUGAUACAACCAAGCUCCUGAUGUCUGUAGAAUUGUAUCUGGUGUUGUAUCAGGAGAGUGUGAUAGUUCAAGGGAUGGGAUUUCUUUUACAACUAAAAUGUCUGUAUCUGGGAUAAUGAGCCUUUGGUUUAUCUUGAAGGGACGCGUUGCAGAGGCUUAAAGAAAUCCAGCUUCUUCAUCUCCUGUGGAACGCAGUUUGAGAUGUGAAGAGCCACAGGUGGAUGGGGACACUGGAGAGUGGAAUGGCAAAUGAUGCAGCCUGUGCUAUACACGUACUUUAGGAGUUCCUGCUCAUGGAGAGUGCGAAUCGCUCUUGCUUUCAAGGGAGUCGCAUAUGACCAGGUUGCCGUCAAUCUGAUUAAAGGCGGAGGGCAGCAGAAUGCCGGUUCAUUCAAGGCCCUUAAUCCCAUGAAGCAAAUUCCAGCUCUCUCUAUUGAUGGGAUUACUCUCUCACAGUCGCUGGCUAUCAUCCAGUACCUAGAUGAAACCAGACCUGGUCCACGGCUGCUCCCUGAAGAUGCCAAGAAACGUGCCCAAGUCCGGAUGAUUUCUGACCACAUCACCUCUGGUAUUCAACCUCUACAGAACUUGAAUGUGUUGCAGAAGUUAGGAGAUGAGAAGAAGCUUGAAUGGGCUCAAUGCUUCAUCAUCAAUGGCUUCCAAGCUCUGGAGAGUCUCCUGCAACAGACGGCUGGGCGAUACUGUGUCGGCGACGAGGUGACAAUGGCUGACCUGUGCCUGGUGCCACAAGUGUACAAUGCUGUGAGGUUCAAGGUGGACCUGGCACCAUUUCCCACCAUUGAAAGGAUCAAUAACUCUCUGCUGGAACUAGAAGCCUUCAAGGUCAGUCACCCAUCUUGCCAGCCUGAUACGCCUCCUGAACCCUGACCCCCAGCAGCAACGGUAAUGUCAGGUCCAACCAUUCUUGAUGAAAAGGGGACCCUCGCUAAUCACAGCCUAUGACUGAGUUUGAUGUAAGGAACAGUUUGUAAUUAAUCAUUUUGAAAGUUCAAACAAUGUACUAGAAUUCACUGUUCUCUCCUUCCCAGUUCUAAAUGUACACAUGUCUAGACUUUAAAAAAAUUUUUGUUUCUGUUCCAACCUUUAGCACUUGUUGAUUUUUUGGCCAGUUUUUUGUCGAUUUUACUGUUAUUAAUCGCUAUGGCAACUGUCAUAAUGUGUUUGCAAAUCAUGCCACUUGAUGGCUUUGUGGAGCAAGUUUCUCUCCCACAUCUGUCACCAUCCUGUAUUGUUCAAAUGCUUUUGAUUUAUUAACUGAUUCAGUCAAUAAAGGAAAAAUGAUUUUGUAAUGUCUGUUUUCUGCAAAUAAAACCUUACUGGAAUCUA